This is a messenger RNA of Folsomia candida, 1791 nucleotides long. RefSeq names its product threonine synthase-like 2. The transcript has 5 exons. Gene Ontology annotation, biological process: 2-oxobutyrate biosynthetic process; dephosphorylation. NCBI's taxonomy places the organism in Eukaryota, Metazoa, Arthropoda, Collembola, Entomobryomorpha, Isotomidae. The coding region runs from base 206 to 1642 and encodes 478 amino acids. Gene Ontology annotation, molecular function: pyridoxal phosphate binding. The record is from RefSeq and is a predicted model, not a curated record.
GACAUACGUGAUUAGUGACUGCUCCAAGUUCAAGAUAAGGUCGUCUGAUAUCGAUAAGAAUAUCUGUAAUCUAAAUAAAUUUUCUUUCUACAUAAGCGGUUGUGCAGUAAGAGUGCAGCUGUCACACAUCAUAUUUGUUCAUAAUUUCUUCUCCUAAAAUACAUUUAUUAGCACAUUUGAACACUAAUAUCCCCUCAAAAUAAAAAUGAAAUAUUGCAGCACCCGGGGUGGUGUGAAGGGUGUGCCAUUUAGGCAAGCUCUAUUUUCAGGCUACGCACUUGAUGGAGGUUUAUUUGUCCCCGAAAUUGUCCCGAAAUUGUCUCCGGAUACUAUAUCCGAGUGGGUGAAAGCUAAGCUAUCCUACCCAAAAAUUGUUUAUGAGAUUGUUCGUCGUUUCGUUUCUGAGGAAGAGCUUCCAAAUGAUGCAUUGGCAAAGUGCAUAGAAAAUGCGUACAAUACGGGCAAAUUUGACACAUUGUCGGUUGUCGGAAUGAAAAACUGCAACACGAGGAGGACAGAAGAGGGAUUUACAGUGGCCGAGCUAUUUCAUGGCCAGACGCAAUCAUUUAAGGACUACGCUCUAUCACUUGUCGGCCAACUUAUGCAAUAUUUUCUCAAUAAACACAAUGAGAAACUUAUUGUUUUGGUCGGCACAUCUGGGGAUACCGGAAGCGCUGCGAUUAAAUCAGUAGAAGGUCUAGAGGGAAUUGACAUCAUUGUUUUGUACCCCGAUGGAAAAAUUUCUGCCGUUCAAGAACUUCAAAUGACCUCAUCACUAGCAAAGAACGUUCAUGUAUUUGCCGUAGAAGGCACUUCGGACGACUUGGAUGUUCCAAUUCGACAAUGCUUCCCUGGAGAAGGAAUUUGUUCCAUUAAUUCUAUAAAUUGGGCCAGAAUAAUGAUUCAGAUUGCUCACUUUGUCUACUUGUACAUCCACGAAGGAGGAGAAGCGCUUGACAUCUUUCUGCCAACCGGUGCCGCCGGAAAUCUUGUUUCGGGUGUGAUCUGCAAUCUGAUGGGAUUUCCUAUCAAGUUCUUUCCUGCCACAAAUGAAAACGACAACGUUCAUGCGUUCCUGAACAAAGGACAACUUCGGUUGGGUGGCACUAUCAUUUCCACUCCUGCAAAUGCAAUGGACAUCAGAUACCCUUACAAUCUGGAAAGGCUUAUCUACCUUUUAUCAAACUCACCAGAACUGACAGCCAAAUAUAUGACAAUUUGUGAGUCUGACUCUGAAAAUGUAGCUGACAUUGAAAAAUCAUUGUUGGACAAGAUCAAAACCAUCGUUCCCGAGUGUCAAUUAGUGGAGACCAAACACAUUCAUGAAACUAUUCAAUGGGUCUGGAAAACUCAGAAAUAUAUGAUAUGUCCACACACUGCCACGGCUUUCUACCACCUGGACAAAUCAGGUAAACUGACCAAGAAUAAGGCCGUCGUCGUGUCGACAGCAUCCCCCCAGAAAUUCUCGGACGUGGUUUCUGCUGCAGGCAUAUCCUCUGCGGAGUGGAAGGGGGACGAACUUUGGACGAAGUUGAAGGCUGGUCCCCAAGUCGAACCAAACCGAUCCAUGAAAAUGCAAAAUCAGUCAGAUUGGCUUAAAAUUCUGCAGGAGGAGAUUUCUAAAAUACGAUCAACACAUUGAGCAAACAAAUAUAUGUUUAACUAUAUUUUGUGUGCAUUUUAAAUUUAACUUUCAUACAAAGAAAAGGAGUCAUAUAAAAGAUAAAUAUGUUGAUUAAUUAUGAAUAUGUUUCAUUUCAUUAAAGCUUGCAUUUCAAAUGUUUAAGACAA